GAUCUUUAUUGUGAAGGUGCCUGAGGAAUUCUCCCUGGAUUGAAAGGCCCUGGAUAAAAGAUGGGACCAGCCAAGAUCCUUGGGGUUUGCAUACUCCUCAUGCUGAUAUACAUCGUCGAGGCAGACGUCAUCGAGGAAAGAGGAAUAGGUUACUCGAGGAAUUACGACGCGGUGUAUACAUGUACACAGAGUAAUGGAAGGAAGAGCCGCCUCAAUUAUCAAGCUCGUUUGUAUCAACGUUGUUUACAGCGUCUGGCCCCUGCCAAGCAUUUAUAUCCACCAGCUUAUAUAUCCAGGACGCGAUUUUACAGCCCAUCCACGCAUCGCGGAGUAUAAAAGCACGCGCGUGCCCCUCUCGAAGGAAUAAUUCUUCAUUAAUUGCGAUCGCAUGCGCGGUUCACAUUCCUCCCUUCGAGGAUGCGCCUCAUUCCCAGGCUAAUAUUUCAUUAAAUAAUACCUAAUAAUAAUUUCUGCUCUUACAGAUGAUUUCGUUGGCGAUUUCGAGCGAAUAUUCGCGUCAACCUGGUCGAGUGUUUAUAUUUCAACCGUGUAUAAUAUAAACUCCAUAACGUAUUAUCAGAAGGAGGAAUAAUAACGAGAGAUGAGCGCGAGCCAUAAAAGUCGUGGUCGGGUUCGUGUUCGCCGUCAUAGAGAGGAUUCUCUUGGCUAUUGUCUCAUAUCUCUAAAACCGUAUCGAGGGAGGGGGGUAAAAAAAGUGCGUCUGUCGAACGUUCUAGGCUCUGAGGAUCCUUUGGAUCCUCCGUCGUCCACGGGGAAACGUGAAACGCGGCGUGGGCCCUGUCCUCGGAAUUCUCUCCCUCCCCAACCCCUUCUCUCCCUCUCCCUCUCUCCUAUCCUUUCCCUACGUUUGGAUUCUUUUGUUUCCCGCCGCGGAACCCCAGUCGAGAUCCUAUCUGACGUAAAUAAUUAUCCUGGAGAGGCUGCAGAUGCCCCGCGUUCGAACCGCGCUCGGGGAUUUUCAUUUUAAUCGUGGAUCUCGGAACGAUUCACCGCGGUUCGAAAUAUUCUGGAUAUUUGGGAAGGAAGAAACUGGAGUUUUGGAAAGGAUCAAAGUGAUUAAGCGGCGUUUAGUGUGUGUCCACCCCUUUUAUUUUAAUCGGGGAUCUCGGUAACGAUUGGAAAUAUUUCGAGUACAUUUUUGAAAAAAUUGUUUGAGUAUUUAUUUGGAAAUGAACAUUUGGACCAGCGUUUGUCAAAAUUCUCGAAAUUCCGAAUUUUGAUGGAUCUUAUUGCGAGGGUGAAGCAGAGAUGAGGCAAACGAUACAAUAAAAUCGAACACCUGUCAUUCCCUUCUCCUUCGUUUCAAAGUGCCUCACUUUCUCUCGCUCUUCCAAUGAUCAGACUUUUUCUAAAUCCUGGUUUCAAGCUUCUAUUGUAUUUCAUCGUCGAAAUAUCGACGAAUUUCAUAAUUUAACGAGGACGAUUACCUCCCCAAUAUGUUAUUCCGGAUUUAUUUUCCAAUGUUUACGUCUGUUCGUGCGUUUUUAUCUCGAUAAUCGUCACGUAGAAGGAAAGUGGCAAUUUUCAGAAGUAAUCUUUUAACGGUGCAAUCUCACCGGCGGAAUCAAGCGAUUGCGGGGUAUUGUUGUGAACACGGUUUCCUUUUUUAGCGUGAACGAACCCGAUAAGGAACGGUUUUAUGGCUCGCGCGUAAUUGAACUGCGAGCAGCUUGAUUUCGUUUUAAGGAUACGGGUCGUGAGAAGCGAUCUGUUUUGGAACGUACUAUACUCGAAGCUUGAUUUCAGAUCGACGAGAGAGAUGAGAUUGAUCGUGACAGUGAGAUAUUUUGCUUUACCUGUUAUUAUUGAAAUCGGUAUGAUCGUUGCGAGGCGAACAAUUUUAUAUCUUAACUUUUUUCUUUCUGAUGAAAACAAAAUUUCCUAUUUCUUCCCGAUAAAUUCUUCGAGCGAAUCGUAAUAUAAAAAUUAUCUCUUUAUCGUAGAUCAUACGAGAAAAGUUUUUUAAAGUUUUAUAAAUAUUCAAUAUUUUUCGAACAAUAUAAAAAUCAUUACCACGUCAAGUAACGCUUUCGCAAUGUUUCAUACCAUAGUCUUGACGAAAAAAAUUUUAAAUUAAAAAUAAUAAUUGUGGAAAAAUUGGAAUUACGCGUGAUGUAACUGCAAUCCCUCUGGGCCCGUUUGUCCUCGAUCAGCCAAACAAAUUACACGUUAAACGACGUGCCCUGUCACGCACAUUCGUGGCGGCUCGAGUCUAAUGUCACCCCGGGGGAGCAAUUUUCAGGCAUUUUACUCGCGACACACGUUCCACGCCUCUGGCCCUAUUGUCUAUCCGUGACGAGACGAGCGCGCAAUUUAUCCUCGAGGACACUGUCACGAUCAAAAAGAAAGGAAAUCCGCCUUUUCUCUCGUGCACCGCCUGAGAAAUUAAAUUUCACCAAUCCGGGAAACGAAUUGGGAGGAGGAAAGAUUUCGAAGAAAACGAAGAUGGAUGAGACGGCGACUACCGACGUGAAACGGUGCUGUGAGACGAGCCAUGCAAGUAAGGCGGUGAAGAGACAGCGAUGGCAGCAGCGGAAACGCUACCUCGAGACUCUUCCGAUCUUCUCGUUGCUCGUUACUAUCGAAGAGAGGACGAAGAAGUGGGAAUCAUUGUCGAGAUCACCUUGGCAAGGUCCAUGGGUUCGUAGAGGGCAUGAGAGCUCAUCAUGUUCGAACACCGACACAGGCCGCGAACGCUGUCGACCUGCAACCUCCUCGGCGUGACAUUUCUUCUAUUGAUCGUCGCCGGUAGCUACGAUGUGUCAGCGGAUCUCAACUCCGAAUUUGUCAAAGGAAAAAUUUGCAUUGGAACCAAUGGCCGCCUCUCUGUUCCGUCCAACAAACAACACCACUACCGGAAUCUUCGAGACCGGUACACCAACUGUACUUACGUUGACGGCAAUUUGGAGAUCACAUGGCUCCAGAACGAGACAUUCGACCUCAGUUUCCUCCAGUAUAUACGGGAGGUCACAGGUUACGUGCUCAUCAGCCACGUGGACGUCAAGAAGAUCGUUUUGCCGCGAUUGCAGAUCAUACGAGGAAGAACACUGUUCAAACUCACCAUUCAUGACAUCGAGUUCGCCCUAUUCGUCACGAUGUGUCAGAUGCAGAACUUGGAGAUGCCAGCCCUCAGAGAUAUCCUCAACGGCAGUGUGGGCAUGUACAACAACUACAACCUGUGCCACAUCCGCACGAUCAACUGGGAGGAAAUAAUCACAGGGCCGAGUGCAAUGUACUCCUACGUGUACAAUUUUACGUCGCCGGAACGCGCCUGUACACCCUGCGAUAAGAGCUGCGAGCAAGGCUGCUGGGGCGAGGGGCCUGAGAACUGUCAGAAGUACUCGAAGACAAACUGUUCGCCUCAGUGCUGGCAGGGCAGGUGCUUCGGGCCCAAUCCGCGGGAGUGUUGCCAUCUUUUUUGCGCCGGUGGCUGCACAGGCCCGAAACAGAGCGACUGUAUCGCCUGCAAGAACUUCUUCGAUGACGGUGUGUGCACGCAGGAAUGCCCGCCCAUGCAAAAAUACAAUCCUACGACGUAUUCGUGGGAGCCUAAUCCUGACGGCAAGUACGCGUAUGGCGCAACCUGCGUGAGAAGAUGUCCGGAACACCUUCUGAAAGACAACGGGGCUUGCGUAAGAUCUUGCCCACCCAAAAAGAAGGCGUUGAACGGUGAAUGCGUGCCCUGCGACGGACCUUGCCCGAAAACCUGCAAAGGUGUCGAGAAAGUGCAUUCCGGGAAUAUCGACAGCUUCAAGGAUUGCACCAUCAUCGAGGGAUCCAUCACAAUUCUAGACCAAAGUUUUCAAGGAUUCCAACACGUGUAUAGGAAUUUCAGUUUCGGCAAACGAUACGAGAAAAUGCAUCCGGACAAGUUGGAGGUGUUCAGUACCUUGAAGGAGAUCACCGGGUUUUUAAAUAUUCAAGGUGAUCACAAGGAUUUCAAGAAUUUAUCGUAUUUUCGGAAUUUGGAGGUGAUAGGCGGAAGAACUUUGACCGAGUACUUUGCGUCGUUGUACGUUGUGAAAACGUCGUUGGUCUCGUUCGGGCUUAGCUCACUCAAGAAAAUUUAUUCCGGCUCGAUAGCCAUUCUGGAGAACAAGAAUCUAUGCUACGCGCAAAGUAUCAAUUGGACCAGGAUCAAGAAGUCGUCGGAACACGAGAGUUUGUUGUCCAAUAAUCGGAACGAAAACGAAUGUAUAAAAGAUGGGCUGGUGUGCGACGAGCAAUGUUCCGACGAAGGUUGUUGGGGGCCCGGCCCGGCACAGUGUUUAUCCUGCAAGAACUUUAUUUUAGGAAACGAUUGCCUUCAAGAUUGUACCGCGCCAGGAAUCUACCAGGCGGAUGAGAAGACCUGCAAAGUGUGCCACGAGGAGUGCGAUGGUUCUUGCAUAGGGCCGAACACGGAUCACUGUAAGAAAUGCAAACACGCGCGAGACGGUCCAUUUUGCGUGCCAGAGUGCCCGGCCUCGAAAUAUAAUGACAACGGUGUGUGCAAAAGCUGUCACGGGAACUGCGUGGGUGGUUGCGAGGGACCUGAAAACAACAUAGGCCCUAAUGGAUGCCACAGUUGCGAUAAGGCGAUCCUCAACGACCAUGUACCUGAAGGAUGUCUGCAAAAAAAGGAGUCCUGUCCUGACGGAUAUUAUUACGAAUGGGUGAGUCCUCUAGAGCAGGGGCCAUUGAAGCCAUUAGCAGGCAAGGCUGUUUGUCGCAAAUGUCACUCUCGUUGUAAGAAGUGCACGGGAUACGGUUUCCACGAACAUGUCUGCCAAGAAUGUACAAAAUACAAGAGGGGUGAACAGUGUGAAGACGAAUGUCCCGCGGAUUAUUUUGCAGACGCCAAUAAACUUUGUAUACCGUGCUUCAGCGAGUGUCGAGGGUGUUUUGGACCAGGCCCUAAUCAAUGUUAUAAAUGUCGAAAUUAUAAGAUCUAUAUUAAUGAAGAUACAGAUGGGAAUACUACAUCUUUCAACUGCACCGAAACGUGUACUCCCGAAUAUCCUCAUAAAAUCUUCAAUCCAGACAGCGAACCAUAUUGUUCGCUUGAAACCGCUGGUUUGAUAGAAAACGAACUUCAACCGGCCAUCUUGGCAGGUGUCGCAGUAUUUGCUUUAGCGUUUCUAGUGGUGGCGGCCAUCAUCAUGUAUUUCUGGCGUGUACGAGCAAAAGCCAAAGAAAACACCGUGAAAAUGACAAUGGCAUUAACUGGUUUGGACGACAACGAGCCUCUUCGCCCAACUGGCGUGAAGCCAAAUUUAGCCAAAUUACGUAUAAUAAAGGAAGAAGAAAUGAGAAAGGGUGGGAUUUUAGGAUACGGUGCUUUUGGAAAUGUUUACAAAGGUGUUUGGGUACCGGAAGGAGAGAACGUGAAGAUUCCAGUGGCUAUAAAAGUUUUGCACGAUGGUACGGGAGCGAACACUUCGAAAGAAUUCUUAGACGAGGCGUACAUCAUGGCCAGCGUGGAACAUCCGAACUUACUUCAAUUACUGGCCGUUUGCAUGACGUCACAAAUGAUGUUGGUGACCCAAUUGAUGCCUUUAGGCUGCCUCCUCGACUUCGUGCGCAGAUUCAAAGAUAAAAUUGGCUCGAAAGCGUUGCUAAAUUGGUGUACACAGAUUGCCAGAGGGAUGGCCUAUUUGGAAGAGAGAAGAUUGGUUCACAGAGAUCUUGCAGCUCGAAACGUUCUUGUGCAAACGCCUAAUUGCGUUAAGAUCACCGACUUUGGAUUGGCCAAAUUGUUGGACAUCAACGAGGAACAAUACAAGGCUGCCGGUGGCAAGAUGCCAAUCAAAUGGCUGGCAUUGGAGUGUAUUCAACACCGGGUGUUCACCCACAAGUCGGAUGUUUGGGCUUUUGGCGUGACUAUCUGGGAAGUUCUUACUUAUGGUGGUAGACCGUACGAAAACGUGCCUGCUCGAAACGUGCCAGAAUUAUUGGAGAAAGGCGAAAGAUUACCCCAACCGGCGAUUUGUACAAUUGACGUGUAUAUGAUCAUGAUCAAAUGUUGGAUGUUGGACGCCGAAUCGAGGCCUAGUUUUAAAGAAUUGGCGGAAGACUUUGCGAAGAUGUCUAGAGAUCCUGGCCGAUAUCUUGCUAUCAAAGGCGAUAAAUAUAUGAGACUACCUUCGUAUACACUGCAGGACGAAAAGGAGAUGAUACGAAAUCUUGCAUCAGCUAUGGACGGCCCCGAGGCUUUAGUAGACGCUGACGAGUAUCUGCAGCCAAAAUCCAGGGCUCCGAUUCCACCAGGACUUUCUGCAUCCAGUACUUCCGGCUCUCCGCCAAACACGCCUGUGAAACCUUGCUGGCCAAAUGGAAAACCAUUAGCCGCCGACUCUCCCACGCCCCAGAAUCAACAAAAUUGGGACAGGGAGUUGUUGAGGUAUGGCGCGAAUCACAGGAACGGAAAUGUAUCAUCGCACGAACCAGGAAAUUCCGCACAACACGGGCAUUACACGCCUCCGAACGGCCAUUGUGGACAUGUCGUGGGAUCGGAUAGUACAGCUUCGAGAUAUUGUUCGGAUCCGUUGAAAAUGAUCGAUGUCAGAGAUUGCGAUGUGACAGAUGAUUGUUUCGACGGUGAAGUGAAUUCUGCUCAUCAGCAAGCUCAAGUAGGUAAUCUAAAGCUCGAUUUGCCAUUGGACGAAGACGAUUAUUUGAUGCCAUCGCCGCAAUUGCCAACGAAUACAACGCAAUACAUGGAUCUCAUAGGGGACUCGAAACCUACGGAAAUGGAACCAAAGCGAGUAAACAACGGUUACCGAAAGUAUCCUGAAUUCCUCACCAUUCAAGGAAAAACAUCGUUGGAUAAUCCAGAGUACAUAAUGUCUCAGGACGAAGGACCACUAACUCCGCAAACGAUAGGCAUUCCGACACCUGAUCUGGAAAAGGUUUUAACCAAUGGAACUUUUGGAUCUCAAGUGAGACAAAGGAGUUCCGAAGAAGAAUCCGAUCAUGAGUAUUACAACGAUUUCGAUCGCUUGGAACGUGAACUACAACCGUUGAAACCCCUUAGGAAGAACGAAACGACCGUUUGAUUUCAAGUGAAACGACGUUAGACAUGAACUGUAACGUUAUAGUAUCAGGCUUGAAUUCGAAAGCCAGGAUACUGUUCAAUCGUCUGUUGAUCGAGUGUCUCGAUUUCGAACGUAACAGAUGAAUACAUGAAAUGGCGUAAAUACGAAUGUAUCCGGCUCCUCAUUCUUGAGGAAACUUCUUCACAGUGUACUUACAAAGGACACUUUGUACUCUAAAGUGCCGUGUUUGAUUGUGAUUAGAUGUAAAACGUAUGAAACUGUGCUAACUUCAUUUUUCAACGAGCUGACUAGCGAAUAAAAGAUGCGUGUAACGCGCGUCUAUGAACUAUUAAAAAGCGUGCGUGCGAUGAACAAGUAGUGCAAAGAUAAUCUUAAUGUGCCAUUUACCGUGGCUUGUAAAUAAAGAAAAGAAAAAGUACUAUCUACCACUUGUAUAAGACUAUUAAAAGUUUAGGGAAACGAUGUGCAAGUAAAUGGCAUAAAUAAUUGUUUCUUUCCUAUCUCUGUCUUCGAUUUUCAAUUAACUUUGAUGGACCACAUUCGCGCGAUUUCGCUUUAUUUAAUCUUUUUAUAUCUGUUGAAGUUUUUUUUUUUUUAUUUUAAUAAUAUUAACGUGUUGAAAUAUAGAAAAUUGUUUCAAACGCGCGGACGUGAAUAUUUGUCUGUCGAAAGAAUAAAAUUAUUGCAUACAAGUAUCCUGUAUUCUUCUCUUUCGUUCUUUUGUUUGAAUUGUAUAUUUCACGUGAUUGAUUAUGCAUGAGCUGUCAAAAAUUGCACACGGGGCUCUUCAGAAAUUAAAUUAAAGAUCUGAUGAAAAUUAAAGCCUCUUCGUGGUGCGGAAUAUCAGUUCGCUCCUUGACUGUGAUAAGAAACGUUUUACUAUUACUCAAAGAACUACUUUACUCGGAGGACAAAAGAAACAUUUCGAUCGUUUAUCCUCUCCUGCUUUCUCUUUUCUUCUUUUUCUAUAUAUAUAUAUAUAUAUAUAUAUAUAUUGCAGUAAGCUACGACAGUACGAGUAACGAAUUGUCCUAAUUUACUGCCUAAAUAGUAACGAGUUUCUUGAGUCGCAACACGAAGAUCAAUCGGAAUCCAGGGAUUCAUAGAAGUAUUCAAAAGGACAAUGAAAGAAAUGGACGCUUGUUUCCCGAGAUUCUUGUCUUGCGGCUCUACUUAAUAAAAUGUUUUAACGAUGCUCUAUAUUUUUUUAUGCCAUCGCCUUUUAUACAUGGGACCAAUGAAAUUGGCCUCGGCCGUGAGCGCACGAAAUUAUCUCGAUUUUUAUUCGUAGAAACGCGUCUGUACAUAGAUUAGUGAUUAGUGCGUAAGAUAUUCUACAUUACGUAGAAAACGGAAAGUACUUGAGUAAAAUAAGUAAGCUGUAUGUCUUCUUUUUCAUUUCGAAAAUGGGAUGUACGAAAGAGAAAAUAAACGAAAUAAACUAAGCGCAGCGCCGAUAUGCGAAUUAUAUACGGGGUUAUGCUGUGCCGCGUAAUCAUAGGAUUAGGAUGUGCCAUGUUGUGUACAGGGAACGCGCGAAAGAAAAAAAAAAAAAAGAAAGAAAAAAUAAUAAAAAAUGGCGCACACAUUUUGUUUUUAGAGAAAUCGUAUUAUAUGAUCGUGUUCAAAUUUGAAAUUUAAGAAAAAAAAACCUACGAAAAAUGAAUACAUCGAGGCAUUUGUAUUCGAUUAGUUAAAAUAACAUGUUUAAGCGUGCACGAGAUUUACGAUCUCAUUCAUGAUGGUAUAGCGAAGAUCAAAUUUUUAACAAUGCUCGAGAUUCUGUGAUAAAACUGGGAUCAAUUUAAAAAAAAAAAUUAUUUAAUUAUAUAUUUUACGAUAUAUUUUUGAUAAUAAUAAAAUUGCACGAAUUUUUAAUCUCGUCGCACGCGGAAUGCAUGCUCUUACGUAAAGAAUGAUAGAAUAAAAAAGAAUGUACAUUGCGUUAAGCAUUAUUAAUGAUUACGUUGACUUUUUUUUCCUGUAAUAUAUUAUAUUUGUAUCAAUAAUUGUGUUGCCGAACGGAUCAACGUGUAUCGCGAGAAAAAGAAAAAAAAAAGAAUGAGAAAACGUGUCUUUCUCCCAUAUGCCUCUCCCGACAUUAUUCCUGUCCUUACGAUUCUGUGUAAAAUCAGCAGUGAUAACUGCAAGCGUAAAUUUGAAAUUGUACAAUACCGUUCGAUAGCCGGGAUAAAAUAGUUGCAAGGAAUUGCAUUUGCCAUUCGGUUGUGGACAUAGAACUUAUAAAACUUUAUAAUAUCAUUAUAUAUCGUAAAGAAGUUAUUGUAAUAAAGAACCAUCAUCAUUCUUACGAGA
Messenger RNA from Apis cerana (Asiatic honeybee), 9374 nucleotides. It is a transcript of the gene Egfr, whose product is annotated as epidermal growth factor receptor. Lineage: Eukaryota; Metazoa; Arthropoda; Insecta; Hymenoptera; Apidae. Gene Ontology annotation, cellular component: signaling receptor complex; plasma membrane; basal plasma membrane. The record is from RefSeq and is a predicted model, not a curated record. Gene Ontology annotation, molecular function: ATP binding; transmembrane receptor protein tyrosine kinase activity. Gene Ontology annotation, biological process: protein phosphorylation; neurogenesis; cell surface receptor protein tyrosine kinase signaling pathway.